This is a messenger RNA of Monomorium pharaonis (pharaoh ant), 2093 nucleotides long. RefSeq names its product major facilitator superfamily domain-containing protein 6. Gene Ontology annotation, cellular component: membrane. The transcript has 11 exons. Bases 384 to 1988 code for a protein of 534 amino acids. The record is from RefSeq and is a predicted model, not a curated record. Gene Ontology annotation, molecular function: transmembrane transporter activity. Lineage: Eukaryota; Metazoa; Arthropoda; Insecta; Hymenoptera; Formicidae.
AUUGGCAAUCUUAUCAAUCUUUUUCGCGAUAAUCUUUUUUAGGCAUCAAAAGUGCAGUGUGCGUUGAAGAAUUUAUUAGAUUCAUGUGCAGAAAGUGCAACAGACACAUCUGAACUGGCACAUCUAUAUUCGCACAUGUACAUUUGCUGCGCGCGUUCUGUCGCUCUGACAUUGAAAUCGUAUCGCUGACAGCAUGCGGCCUAUCAAACGAUUAAGAGGCUCAUUCUACUGAUGAAAGAUCAGAGUACGAGUUUGACAUCAAAUGUGCGAGGCGGCUCGAAACGUUUGCAGCAAUGGCGCUAUUUUAGCAUGAGAAAAUGCCAAAGUAAGGAGAUUAUCGGAUUUACUGGAUCAGUACCUGCCUAUACUCAUACAUAUAAAUCAUGAACAUUAAUUACACGCAACUGCCUGUAAAGGCGCAUUAUUUCUUUUUUAUGGCAGCUAUGGGUCCCAUUUUGCCGUUUCUACCAGUUUACGGCAAGCAACUCGGUGUUUCACCAUUAGUUAUGGGUAGCAUCACCGCAAUUUUGCCUAUCUUGUUUCUAAUCGCGAAACCAACAUUUGGCUUUGUCGUGGAUUAUUUUCGUCCCUGGAGAAAAUUAAUAUUUAUGACGUUACUUGCCGUAACAAGUAGCUGCUAUAUUUUUAUGUACUUUUUACCGGCUUUGCCCGGCCCGUUGCUUCCAGAUCAUCCAUUUCAAAAUGUUACCUGUGCAUCUUUACCACCCUGCGAUGUAGACUAUCGUGCCUUAGCAAUGGCAUCGUGUAACGGUACAAAAGACACUACAUGUCAUUGGGUAUGCAAGGAUGCGAAUUUUUCUACAAGAUUAUCUUUCGAUGGAAUUAAAAAGAAAGCUGUUAUUUCGCCGGAUACCACAUGCUUAUUAAACAUCAAUGAGACGUCAUUGUGUCAAACAAAUAUAACGAAGACUAAUUGCAAUGUUACUUGUGAUAAUUUCGAAGAUAAUUAUUGUCUAUAUACGUCUAUUACCUUCUGGGGAUUCGUGCUCUUGAUGUCUCUUGGUAACAUCGGUUUCAAUGUUUCCAAUUGCAUAAGCGACGCAAUUUGCUUUGAUGUAUUGGGUGAAGGUGGACAAAUGGGGUACGGUAGACAACGAGUAUGGGGUACAAUCGGUUUCGGCGUAGCAGCAUUGUUAGCUGGGGGCACAGUAGACUUAUGGUCCCAAGGGGAAAUUUACAAAACUUACACACCGGCGUUUUUCCUUGUGCUCGCAUUUACUUCUAUCGAUUUAAUUUGUUGCAGGAAGUUGGAUUUGCCGCUUAUGUCAGGAUCAUCAAACAUAUUGAAAGACACAUGCAGUCUUUUGAAAUUAAAACCUAUCAUUAUAUUUUUAUGUUUUGCUACUCUUGCGGGUAUCUUUGAUAGCUUUAUAAUUUACUUUUUAUUUUGGUAUUUGGAAGAUCUUGCUAUGGCAACUGGUCAUAUGGGAAAAAUUAAAUUAAUAGAAGGUUUAAUUGUAGCUGCGGAAACUUUCGGUGGCGAAAUAAUAUUCUUCUCUGUAUCUGGCAAAAUAUUGAAGAAAUUUGGAUACGGUUAUACCUUCACAUUUUGCUUCGUAUGCUAUGCACUGCGACUGGGAUUAAUAUCUCUUGCUCCAACACCAUGGUGGGUACUUCUGGUGGAAUUCUUCAUGCAGGGACCAACAUAUGCACUUUGCUACACAACAAUAGUGGCUUACGCGAGUGCAGUAUCACCACCUGGUACAUCAGCUACUGUGCAAGGAAUUGUAGCAGGAAUGGAUGAUGGCUUGGGUUUUGCAGUCGGUAGUUUAAUUGGAGGUAUUUUAUACAAGAAAGUUGGUGGUGCAACGACUUUAAAAAUAUUCUCAGGACUUGCAGCAUUUUCUGCGCUUAUGUAUUUUAUUCUUCAUAUUUUGUACUUAAAGGAUAAAACACCAGAUACACGAAAAAAUGUCGAAUGGAAGACACCUGACGAUGCACAAAGACACUGUGAUGUAGCAGAAUGAUACGCAUUGUAUAUUUUUUUUAUUUUAAAUAAUCAAAAAUAAUAUUUUUAUUUUAUAUAUAUUAUAUAAUUUUAUACACAUACAGACACACACACACACACACAA